AUUGCUACUUGGCAGAUUUUCUUUAAAAAUUUCAAUUGAUUGAUAAAGAAGUUAUUUACAUAAACAUGGAUAUAACGCCGUUAUUUAAAGCUUGCAUAAAAACUGUUAAAACUCGGAAUAAAGCAUUUGGCAUACAAAGUCCAGUGAGUGAAGAUAAACAACGUAUAUUGCGAAGUAAACCUAAAAGUGGGUUCAUGACUACAGCUAAAGAUAUAACAUCACAAAUAACAAGAUUGAGAGAUUUUCUUUUAGAGCACAGAGAAAAAUAUUUAAGUUUCUUUAAUAAUGUGACUGGUGAUGAAAUGACAGAGUCUGAGAGAGAUCAAAUAGAUACAGGAGCUCAAAGGAUCAUAAACACAUGUUCACACUUAAUGAAAGAGUUUAGAAAUGAUAAUCGUAAACUUUCUGUUUCUCCUCAGAUUCGUGACUAUAUGGAUGGAGUUAUAGAACUAAUAGAUAUGUAUUUAAAAGCAGUCUGUAAAAUACACAGUGAAUUGAAGGCCCUUCGUGUUAAACGUGCUUUAGACAUUCGUAAAUUAUCUCGUUUAGAACAACCACAGGUAAAGUCAACCAUUCCAAAUCCAUUUGUUAUUGAAAACGAAAAGGAUAAGAUCAGUGAUAUAGAAGAUGAUCUUCCAGAAAUAGAAGAAACUGAUAAUGUUAGAAAAAAAAUAGAUUUAACAGAGAAUGAUAUAGCAGUUAUAUCUGAUGAGUGUCAGCUCAGUGCUGAAGAGUUACAGAUGUUUGAGUCUGAAAAUGUGCAGCUUUUAAAUGAAUUGAAUAAUAUGACUGAAGAAGUACGACAAAUUGAAAGCAAAGUUCUCCACAUUGCAGAGCUGCAGGAAAUUUUCACAGAAAAGAUAUUGCAACAAGAGCAAGAUAUUGAUCGCAUCUCAACAACAGUGGUUGGUGCAACAGAAAAUGUAAAAGAUGCCAAUGAACAAAUCAAACAGGCUAUCCAGAGGAAUGCUGGUCUCCGUGUUUACAUACUUUUCUUCUUACUAGUCAUGUCAUUCACACUUCUAUUCUUGGAUUGGUACAAUGAUUAAAAAAUAAUUUG
Diatraea saccharalis (sugarcane borer) is the source of this 1060-nucleotide messenger RNA. The record is from the annotation of a GenBank genome assembly. NCBI's taxonomy places the organism in Eukaryota, Metazoa, Arthropoda, Insecta, Lepidoptera, Crambidae.